Messenger RNA from Fonsecaea erecta, 1095 nucleotides. RefSeq lists its product as hypothetical. The coding region runs from base 1 to 1095 and encodes 364 amino acids. The transcript has a single exon. Lineage: Eukaryota; Fungi; Ascomycota; Eurotiomycetes; Chaetothyriales; Herpotrichiellaceae. The record is from RefSeq and is a predicted model, not a curated record.
AUGGACGCCUUUCAGCAAUACCACUGCUCUCCCGAAACGAUAUACAACCCUACCGUCUCAGCUGAUGUAUCUUCUUACUUUGUCCGACCCAACAAAGUCGUCAAACCGAGUAGCAGGAACAGCAGUCCUCGGACAUUGGGGCGAAGGAAAACGAUGACUGCCGCCGCCACUUCGUCCAGAACUCGAUCUGUUGUCGACCAUCUCCGGUCCAGCACACAAUGGCAGAAUACGGAGGUACCUCGCUCGCGACCGGUCAGCUGGCAUCCUAGUUCCUUCGAGGCAUUGAACUCUACAUUCAACCCGGUUACCAAUGAGAUGGACUUGUCUACUUGGGAUUUCUCGACGGCUCAAGUCCAUGGCCUCGUGACGCCUAUCUCUUACCCGUCCAUGACCGAACCCCAGAUCCAAGAACCCUUCACGCCUCUUGAUGAGCUUUCCACCCGAGAUCCGGGUUUGGUCUAUGAGAAUCAACCCUACCUCGAAUCUAUGUGGCUCGGCCAAGAACAAGCCAAGUCCAACUCGACCUCCUUUUCGCUCUAUCCUCAACAAUCUUUUGUACAGCCGGCGUGGGGUUUCAACCAACCUGUCAUGGCGCCAAAUGUUCAAACGGCGCCGUCUUCCCCGGACUGCCUCCCACUGCAGAAUUUUGGGCUUGACACGUUAUCGCUUGGUAACACCGAUUCGAAGCUGAAGGAUAACGCGGAGGAAUUGGUCGGCAUGGGGUUGUACGAUUCACCUGCAGAAGUCCAAUCAUCAAGCUUGCUCUUUGGUGGUUCCGCAGGCUCAGGCAGGAAAGGGUUGAAGCUGGAAGAGUCAUUUGAACCGGCCGAACAGGAAGACGAAGAGGAGGAAGACGACACAGAAGAUGCCGAGGAGGAUGAGACUGGACUCCAGGACGCCCAGCAGGAGGACGAAAACAGUGGCCAGUUGUGGGAUAACUCUGACAACGCCGAAUACAAGGCACAGUCUAUUGCCGACCACUUGACAUUUGGGAUGCAAGCACAGCCGGAUUCCUUAGCGAUGAAAUAUCUUUCGACACUCAGGCAGCUUAACAGCGCCUAUUACCCCUCUGGGCAGUCUUAUGGUUGGGCUUGA